Aureobasidium pullulans EXF-150 is the source of this 2100-nucleotide messenger RNA. RefSeq lists its product as uncharacterized. NCBI's taxonomy places the organism in Eukaryota, Fungi, Ascomycota, Dothideomycetes, Dothideales, Saccotheciaceae. The coding region runs from base 1 to 2100 and encodes 699 amino acids. Gene Ontology annotation, molecular function: transcription coregulator activity. The record is from RefSeq and is a predicted model, not a curated record. Gene Ontology annotation, cellular component: Z disc; nucleus. The transcript has 3 exons.
AUGGAGACCGAGCGACCACUGAGCAUUCUGCCGUCGAUCAAAUGCUCCGACUGUGGAUCAGAGAUCCAGAUCUCUGCUAUGGGAGAGCACGUGUGCCCAACACAACAAAAGGAGGACGAGCCAGUCCAGAAGCCUACAUCGCCAGUCACAUCACCUUCGACAGAGAAGCAGCGAAGCCUGCUACCGCCCAUGAAGCAAGGCCUGAACAGGCCGCCUACAAGACCGGCCAGGGUUCCGCUGCCUCGCAUAGAUCCGGCUGCAGCCAACAAGCCAUACCAUGCGCGACAAGAACUUCUUUCCCCGGACGGUACCGUCAAUCCCGGACGUCGUACACCAUCAACGCCGCACACUGGUAGACCCGGUCGUUCUCCUGCGAUGCGCAGUGUUACUAGCCCGAGUCCAAGACUGCCACGAGAGCCGUCGCAAGAGCUCACAGGAAACAUGGACUGCGCAUUUCCUCCCUUCCCAACGGCAAGGUCCAAGACGACUGUAAGAGCUAAGAGCCCAGUACCAGAUGCAUUCUAUGCUCCUCGAAGCCCCAUUGGUACAGGAGGUGCCACUGUUGCGCGCAAAAUGGAUACAAUUGCUCCCGGUCCCUUCAACGCACCCGCGCGUAGCUCAUCCAGAUCACCUUCAGCAAAUGCAGGCGCUCAAAAGCCCCCUGCUAUCACCAUUGAUCAACCUCCGGCAGAGAGAGCAGCUUCGCCUAUCAUGAGAUCGGCGUCGCCUGUCAGCUAUGAUAGACCUGACUCUCCUCCCACCAGAUCUGCUUCGCCUCCUCAAGCGCCUGCAUCACCUGCCCUGUCUUCGGCCUCGACUGCUUCUGUUGGCACAAAUCGUGAAGGUCGUCCAAUCCCGCAAAGACCUGUCAGACCAGAACCACUAGACGGUUUCCUUGCCAUGCUCAAGAGCGAGUCCGAGGCUGCUGGUCAACAACUGUCAAACAUGACAAUUCGUUCAAACACGUUCCCUCUUCCUCCCACAACACCAAAGUCGCCCGAGAUUGGCUCUGUUGUCAGAAGCCCUUCGGCCCCACCAACCAGACAGCGACGACCGACCAUCUCGGCUCCCUCGCAAAGUGCACCUAGCGACACUCUUCCCACAAUGUCUAAUACUGCCGCGCCAGCACUCCCUCCAUUUCCCAUCAUUUCGACGGCUGGAGCUCCUCCACUUCCACCCCUUCCAUCCGCCGCCGAACUCCAGAAGCAUGCUCAUCCUGUCGUUCACGCGCCCUCAGAUUCUGCCUCUUCAUCCUCAUCAACGCAAAGCUUCAAGUCGGAUAUCAGUCCACCAGUUUCGGCCUCCUCCAGCGUUUCAAUGCUAUCAACCACUCUCGCUGACCUUUCCGACCCUUCCCUUGUUGUUCCCAGCCUGCAAAUCAAGAGCAAGCAAAACAACCGCUUGAGCCCCGAAGAUGCCUUCAAGCCCAUCCCUCUCGCUCCCGAGCGACAACAAUCACCAGCGCCGCUCGAGGAGAGACUGGAUAGUCCUACCGAGAAAAUGGAUCGCUUCCCACUCAGCCCUCCUCGCGCACCCCACGAGGCUGAGUUCCCCGAAUCGCCAGUCGUUCCCGGUUUCCUCCCCAAGCGCCCUUCGAGCCCAAUGUCUUCCACAUCCACACCCAUGGCAUCUCCUCCAACAGAGCAUGGCUUCUCUUCUAGACCCACCUCCUCAAGGCGCCCUGGAACCUCGUCAAAGCACAUUUGCAGAGGAUGCAGCGAGCCUAUCCAGGGCAAGUCUGUCAAGGCUGCUGACGGCCGUCUAACUGGUCGUUACCACAAGCACUGUUUCGUCUGCAAGACCUGCCGUUCGCCUUUCGCGACUGCCGACUUUUACGUUAUUGACAACAAUCCUUACUGCGAGCACCACUACCAUGAGCUCAACAACUCGUUGUGCGCUCACUGCGACCGUGGUAUUGAAGGGCCGUACCUUGAGACCCAACAAACCCAGAAGUUCCAUCCUAGCUGUUUCACCUGCAUCGACUGCCAAAAGCCGCUCAGUGACGACUACUUCGAGAUCGCCGGAAAGGUCUAUUGCGAGCAACAUGCCUUUGCAUCAAGGAACAUGGAACGAAGAACAACCCGCUUCAUGGUCAUGUGA